UAAUGAUUAUAUACAACAUAUAUAUUAGUUAACUGCAUUCAUUUUCCAUUUAUGACAUCUUUCCUACUGGUAUUUAUAAACAGCCUCUUCUGCAUCACAGGGGCGAGCGGACUGUCUGAGGGAAAAAGAAAAUUCAGGAAGCCUCUUCUUUUCCCCCCCGCGCACUUUUAAUAUUACUCACUUGACCCAGAGACACAUCAAAAAUGUCUCUAAAUGCCUCCCAGAGCAAAAGGAAGCAUGGAAGAGGAAUUUUGUGGGAGCAUGCAGAGAUACUGGACCUGCUGUGUUUCUGGGGGGAUGAGGAGAUUCAGAGGCGCUUGAACUCCAAUCACAGAAACCUCGCAGUCUACAAAAUAAUAUCAGACCAGAUGCAAUCCAGAGGGCACGACAGAACGCCAGAGGAAUGCAGAAUAAAGUGCAAAGCUAUGAAACAAAAUUAUACUAAUGUAUGCCGCCACAAUAGGGCGAUAUGUCCCUAUUUUUAUGAAAUGGACAAAUUCAUGAAUGGCAGCCGGACCGUUCCGCCAACAAAACUAUCCAGAAAUUUCAAUCUGCCACCGCAGGGCACCAUGGAGAGCUGUGUGGGUAACCAGGAGGCCAUCACCCUUCCUCCUGUUCCUGCUGAGGAAGCAGAGCCCCAGGAAGUGCCUGACAACAGAAUACUAAUAGGAGAGGAAGAAGUGUACAACAAUCUCUAUGCCGUCCCGACAGAGAAGCUUCAGGCACAGGACAUGCUGGGAGGCCAGGAGCAGGAGGACAUGCCUGGAAGCCAGGAGCUGGAGGACAUCCCGGGAGGCCAGGAGCAGGAGGACAUGCAGGGAAGCCAGGAGCAAGAGGAUCCACACAGCAGUGGAGAAGAUACAAUUGUUGAAGGCCAGGAUGACGCUCCUCCUAGCGAAACACCAAAUGCUGUUGCAGCAGUCAUCCCUCAACCACCUAGAGGUCAUGGUGAGCGACAAAAUCGAAGGGAGAGGCCUGGAGUGGUACCUCCGCCAGUGCAACAGAAGAAAGAUGGAAAGGCAAGAAGAGGGGAACGCAUUGCAAACUCCAUCAUUGCACAUGGGAGGCAAGAAUGGAGACUGUUCAGGCGCCAGAACAGGGCAAUUGCAAACAGGCAGCACAGGCAGUGGCAGCAUGAGUCUGAAAUACUGCAUCAAUUGAUGGAAACAUACACAGCAGACACUCAAGCUUGCAAGAAGGAAAGUGCUGAACUGCAAGCGUGCUUUCGAAACAUGGCCACCUAUGCAGCCGAUAUGGUUGAGGCCCAAAGGGCUGAUACAGCUCUCAGGGAGAGGGACAUUACAGUUAAAGAAUCCCUUGCUGCCCUGCAGAUGGAGUACCUUAGGGCAAGAAUCAAUCAUCUUAAUGCUGCAAAUGUGGAGGGGCAAGCUGGACGGAGUGGUGUUCGCCAGACAUCGAAGAGGCCAAAGGCUCAAUAAAAAGUAAAACUUACACAAGCCACUCCAACCCACGCCAGGGGGAGAACCUCCCAGAAUGUAACAGUGGAGGAUUCUGAGAGCCAGGAUGAGAUUGUGCCUGGUUCCCAGAUGACGCUGCCUGUGGUGGAAUCCCAAUGUACAGUGGUGCCUCGGGUUACGAAAUUAAUUCGUUCCGCCAUUCCGUUCGUAACGCGAAAAUUUCGUAACCCGAAAUAGCUUUCCGUUAGCGCUGGAAGCCUAUAGCAUUUGAAUU
Sceloporus undulatus (fence lizard) is the source of this 1692-nucleotide messenger RNA. RefSeq lists its product as uncharacterized. The record is from RefSeq and is a predicted model, not a curated record. The transcript has 4 exons. The coding region runs from base 204 to 1439 and encodes 411 amino acids. Lineage: Eukaryota; Metazoa; Chordata; Lepidosauria; Squamata; Phrynosomatidae.